Messenger RNA from Cricetulus griseus (Chinese hamster), 466 nucleotides. NCBI's taxonomy places the organism in Eukaryota, Metazoa, Chordata, Mammalia, Rodentia, Cricetidae. The record is from RefSeq and is a predicted model, not a curated record.
UCUCAAAGCUAAAGGAAAUCUCCUUUUGUUGACAAGGGCCGUCUACAGAUGUGGGUGGACAUGUUUCCCAAAGACACACCUCAGCUUGGACCUCCUGUUGACAUUUCACCAAGGAAACCCAAAGGAUAUGAGCUGAGGGUGACCAUCUGGAAUACCGAAGAUGUCAUUUUAGAAGAUGAGAAUAUCUUUACGGGUCAAAAAUCAAGUGAUAUUUAUGUCAAAGGGUGGAUCAAGGGUUUGGAGGACGACAGGCAGGAGACCGACGUCCAUUACAACUCCCUGACCGGAGAAGGGAACUUCAACUGGCGGUUCCUGUUUCCGUUCCAGUAUCUGCCGGCCGAGAAGCAAAUGGUCAUCACCAAACGGGAGAACAUCUUUUCCCUGGAGAAGAUGGAGUGUAAGAGCCCAGCCGUGCUGGUGCUGCAGGUCUGGGACUUUGAGAGGCUCUCCUCGGAUGACUUCCUGG